Messenger RNA from Lipotes vexillifer (Yangtze River dolphin), 4077 nucleotides. It is a transcript of the gene ECT2, whose product is annotated as epithelial cell transforming 2. The transcript has 25 exons. The record is from RefSeq and is a predicted model, not a curated record. Gene Ontology annotation, molecular function: guanyl-nucleotide exchange factor activity; GTPase activator activity. Gene Ontology annotation, cellular component: nucleus; cell cortex. Gene Ontology annotation, biological process: intracellular signal transduction; nervous system development; mitotic cytokinesis. Bases 97 to 2841 code for a protein of 914 amino acids. NCBI's taxonomy places the organism in Eukaryota, Metazoa, Chordata, Mammalia, Artiodactyla, Lipotidae.
GCGAGGAAUGGCGGUAAAAGUGAGAAGGGUCGGUUCUUGAAAAGGUGGAACUUCCAGGGCGUCUUUUGAGAGUGCCAUUGCAGAAGAGUACAAAUCAUGGCUGAAAAUAGUGCAUUAACAUCCACUACUGGGAGUACAAGCUUGGCAGACUCUUCCAUUUUUGAUUCUAAAGUUACCGAAACUUCUAAGGAAAACUUAUUUAUUGGAUCUACUUCAUAUGUUGAAGAAGAAAUGCCUCAGAUUGAAACAAGAAUAAUACUGGUUCAAGAAGCUGGAAAACAAGAAGAACUUAUAAAAGCCUUAAAGACUAUUAAAAUAAUGGAAGUCCCUGUUAUAAAGAUAAAAGAAAGUUGUCCUGGAAAAUCGGAUGAAAAAUUAAUAAAAAGUAUUGUUAAUAUGGAAAUUAAAGUGCCAUUUGUGAAGAUGGAAUCAGUUGAAGAAUUUAAAAGUUUGGAUUCUCCAGAAUUUGAAAAUGUAUUCAUAAUCAUGGACUUCCAGGAUUCUGUCUUUAAUGAGUUAUACAAGACUGACUGUAGAGUUAUUGGACCACCAGUUGUAUUAAACUGUGCACAAAAAGGAGAGCCUUUGCCAUUUUCAUGUCGCCCACUCUAUUGUACAAGCAUGAUGAAUCUCGUACUAUGUUUUACUGGAUUCAGGAAGAAAGAAGAACUAGUCAGAUUGGUGACAUUGGUUCAUCACAUGGGUGGAGUUAUUCGAAAAGACUUUAAUUCAAAAGUUACACAUUUGGUGGCCAAUUGUACACAAGGAGAAAAAUUCAGGAUAGCUGUGAGCCUGGGUACUCCAAUUAUGAAACCAGAAUGGAUAUAUAAAGCUUGGGAAAGGCGGAAUGAAUGGGAUUUCUGUGCAUCAUUUGAUGAAUUUAGAAAUGAAUUUAAAGUUCCUCCAUUUCAAGAUUGCAUUUUAAGUUUCCUGGGAUUUUCAGAUGAAGAGAAAACCAAUAUGGAAGAAAUGACUGAAAUGCAAGGAGGAAACUAUUUACCUGUUGGAGAUGAAAGAUGCACUCACCUUAUAGUUGAAGAAAAUAUAGUAAAAGAACUUCCAUUUGAACCUUCAAAGAAACUUUAUGUUGUCAAGCAAGAGUGGUUCUGGGGAAGCAUUCAGAUGGAUGCCCGAGCUGGAGAAACUAUGUAUUUAUAUGAAAAGGCUAAUACACCUGAGCUCAAGAAAUCAGUAUCACUUCUGUCUCUAAAUACCCCAAACAGCAAUCGCAAAAGACGUCGUUUAAAAGAGACACUUGCUCAGCUUUCAAGAGAGACAGACAUGUCACCUUUCCCUCCCCGUAAGCGCCCGUCAGCUGAACAUUCCCUUUCUAUAGGGUCACUCCUAGAUAUCUCCAACACACCAGAAUCUAGCAUUAACUGUGGAGAAACACCAAAGUCUUGUACUAAGUCAUCUAAAAAUUCUACUCCAGUUCCUUCAAAGCAGUCAGCCAGGUGGCAAGUUGCAAGAGAGCUCUAUCAGACUGAAAGUAAUUACGUAAAUAUAUUGGCCACAAUUAUUCAGCUAUUUCAAGUGCCAUUGGAAGAGGAAGGACAACGAGGUGGGCCUAUCCUUGCACCAGAAGAGCUUAAGACUAUUUUUGGUAGUAUUCCAGAUAUCUUUGAUGUGCACACUAAGAUAAAGGAUGAUCUUGAAGACCUUAUUGUUAAUUGGGAUGAGAGCAAAAGUAUUGGUGAUAUCUUUCUUAAAUAUUCAAAAGAUUUGGUAAAAACAUACCCUCCCUUUGUGAACUUCUUUGAAAUGAGCAAGGAAACAAUUAUUAAAUGUGAGAAACAGAAACCAAGAUUUCAUGCUUUUCUAAAGAUAAACCAAGCUAAACCAGAAUGUGGGCGGCAAAGCCUUGUUGAACUUCUCAUCCGACCAGUACAGAGGUUACCCAGUGUUGCAUUACUUUUAAAUGAUCUUAAGAAGCAUACAGCUGAAGAAAAUCCUGACAGAAGCACUCUAGAAAAAGCUAUUGGAUCACUAAAGGAAGUAAUGACCCAUAUUAAUGAGGAUAAGAGAAAGACAGAAGCUCAAAAGCAAAUUUUCGAUGUUGUUUAUGAAGUAGAUGGAUGUCCAGCUAAUCUUUUAUCUUCUCACCGAAGCUUAGUUCAGCGAGUUGAAACAAUUUCUCUAGGUGAGCACCCCUGUGACAGAGGAGAACAAGUAACCCUCUUCCUCUUCAAUGACUGCCUAGAGAUAGCAAGAAAACGACACAAGGUUAUUGGCACUUUUAGGAGUCCUCAUGGCCAGACCAGACCCCCAGCUUCUCUUAAGCAUAUUCAUCUAAUGCCUCUUUCUCAGAUUAAGAAGGUGCUAGACAUACGAGAGACAGAAGAUUGCCAUAAUGCUUUUGCCUUGCUUGUGAGGCCACCUACAGAGCAGGCAAAUGUGCUGCUCAGUUUCCAGUUGACAUCAGAGGAACCUCCAAAAGAAAACUGGCUAAAGAUGCUAUGUCGACAUGUGGCCAACACCAUUUGUAAAGCAGAUGCUGAGAAUCUUAUUUACACUGCUGAUCCAGAAUCCUUUGAAGUAAAUACGAAAGAUAUGGACAGUACAUUGAGUAGAGCAUCUAGAGCAAUAAAAAAGACUUCAAAAAAGGUUACAAGAGCAUUCUCUUUCUCCAAAACUCCAAAAAGAGCUCUACGAAGGGCUCUUAUGACAUCCCAAAGUUCAGUGGAGGGAAGAAGUCCUUCUAGCAAUGAUAAGCAUGUAAUGAGUCGUCUGUCUAGCACAUCUUCAUUAGCAGGCAUCCCAUCUCCUUCCCUUGUCAGCCUUCCUUCCUUCUUUGAAAGGAGAAGUCACACUUUAAGUAGAUCUACAACUCAUUUGAUAUGAAGCUUAAAAAAAUCUUAAUUUGUAGAAACUUUUAACCUCAUAUUCAAAUAAGAAACUGACUUAAAUGGUACUUGUCGUUAGCACUUGGUGAACGCUGGAAAGAAGGUAACACUAAACUAUGCCAUUUUAUUUUCUUCUUGAAGGAGUAAGGUUAACCUCUUACAUUUUUUGAGUUAAUUCAUGUAAAAAAUUAUAUUGCUUUUGAUGUAAUUUUUCUCUUUGUUGAAUCCAAUUGAAGACCAAUCAUUUAAGUUAUUCAUGAUAUUAGUAACUUUGCCACGUGAUACAGUAAAUAAAUUUUAUUGGCUGACGCCAAAUACUGCUGUGAAUCUCUUUGUAUAGUGUCCAUGAAUGAAUUUUUGGAAAUAAAUAUCUGUGUAUCUCAAUUUGUUCAGAAAUUAAGUGAUACCACAGUACUUACUAGAUAAAAACCUGCAUAGAUCUCUGAAUAGUGGGUUCUUGGUCCACAUGUGCUAUUUAAAGUAGUCAUUUAACUGCUCCUUUUGCAGUUUAUUUUAUAAAUAAAGAUACAGCAUGUGGAUUUUAAAAGAUCUGCCGCUAUUAACAAGAAUAACAGUUAAAGGAGAUGGUUUCAAAAUACGCUUGGAAAUUGAGAUAAGGGCAGAAAGAUUAGAAAAUAAUGUAUAUUUUGCACAAACAUGAUACUGGUGUAUACUUGUAGCUGUUUAAGGGACAAUAUACUUAUGAUGAUUUUAGCCACUAGCAAAUCUUGAUUUAGUUUGAUAGUGUGUGGAAUUUUAUUUUGAAGGAUAAGACCAUGGGGAAAUUGUGGUAAAGAUUGUUUAUAUUCUUUAUGAAAUAAUUCUAAAGUUGGCUAACCUGCUGUAAAAUACAUAGAUAUGUGUAUGGUCAAAUUUUUAUCAUGGCCUCAUAAUUAAGUGUAAAACUGAAAUACAUUUAUUUGCUUCUGUAAAAUAUUUUUCAAACCCUGAUGUUAUCUUUCACAGUAGUCUUUUUUUUUUAAGUCAGUAAUACAAAUUAAUCAAGUUCCUACAAAUAAAUGCAUUUUUAUUUCCUACCUGUUUAGGGAGUACUGCAAAUGUUUAAUUGUCACUUAACAAUUUUCAGUUAUCAGUUAUAAUAGUUUAACUGACUAUAUAGAUUUUUUUCUAUGCCACAUAUGUACCACUUUUAAAUAGUAAAUGAUCCUUUAUUGCUAUAUUUUAAAAGCAGUUGUAUUAGGAAGAACUUUGUAAAUAAAUACUUAAAACUCAA